CCUCGGUGUGGCUUGUGUCUCUGCCUACUCCCGUGCGUAAGUGCGCACAGACAGAGGAGUGGAGUGAUGCACUCCCGAAAACGCAAAAUCUGAGCCUGAUAAAAAAGACAAAAACCUUUUGGGAAAGGCGUCUAAAUGCGCGCUCGCUGGAGAGGAGUUCAGUUAAGUCAAGUUUAAUCCACAUAGGGUUUUUUGUUUUGUUUGUUCUUCUUAUUCCGCGCGUUUGUUUGUGGAUAAAGAUACGCGAGCAAAGAUGUUCAUCAGCGCGGAUAUUUCUGGACUUUUCGGCAUAUCAUGACCGUGCGCCCUGUCCCCUCUCUUCAGGUCUUUUCGUUUCCGCGCGAAGUUGAACGGAGGAGAGAGCACAAUGGGAGGGAAACACUUUCUCCCCUGCUUCUUGUUGCUCAAACUUAUGGCUCUCGUGUGCAAGGCUGGCGGGAUUCCAGGAGCGCUCGGGGGAUUCGUAAUGAUCGCCACCUCGAACGGCUCCACGCCGGAGGAGAGCGUGUCCGAGCAGACCCCGCACACGGAGGAAAAGUGUCGGGGUUACUACGACGUGAUGGGCCAGUAUGACCCGCCGUUCAUCUGCAAAACGGGCGUGUAUUUGUACUGCUGCGGUACCUGUGGCUUCCGCUUCUGCUGCUCCAUCAAGGAGUCGCGGCUCGACCAGGAAACCUGUACAAAUUAUGACACCCCUAUGUGGAUGAAGAGCGGGCAGACACCCUACAAGAAAACGAACAAGCCUCACGACAGCACCAAAGACAAGACGAACUUAAUAGUUUACGUCAUUUGUGGAGUAGUGGCGAUUAUGGCUCUUGUGGGGAUUUUCACCAAGCUGGGGCUGGAAAAGGCGCACCGACCCCAGAGAGAGAAUAUGUAUAGGGUCGUCGCCAAUGUGCUGCAGGGCGGGUGUCCAGGUGAGCAGUAUCGCGGGGAAGAGGCCCUAGGGAUGCAUUCGCAGCACUAUGUCGCCAGGGCCACAAACAUCCAGGGUGGCCAGAUUAACAACAACGUGGGACCGGCUUCAAACAUGGGCCAGCAGCACCCUUACCCUGCCCUCGGCCAGCUGUCUCACGUCUAUGAGCAGCAGCAGCAACAGCAACAGCUCCACCAACAGCAGCAGCAGCAACAGCAGAACAAGGAUCUCAACAAGUACGCCUCUCUGAAGGCUGUAGCUGCCAAGUACAACGGCGAACUGUACAACAAGCGUCGCCUGAUGGUAGAGAUGCCGGCAAAAGGACUUCCUCUGCAGCCCAUGGGCAACUCCCGACCGUCCAUGGCGUCCAUGGGCAACAUGUCAUCAGUGACUCCUCAGAUGACCACCAACCCCAUGGCUUCAAACCCUAUGAGCGUCAACCCUAUUAACCCCGUCAUGACCCCAAUGACUUCAAUGACACCCAUGACCUCGCUCACCCCAAUGACUUCUAUGACUCCUAUGACUUCCCUCACCCCUAUGACCUCCAUGACUCCUAUGACUUCUUUGGGUCCACUGACUCCAGAGCCAGUGGCCACUUACGUCACCGAGAUGCCCAGCAUCUCCUCUGUCUCAACCCUGCCGACAGAACGGCACAUAGCCGCUGGAGGAGGAGGGGGACACAAGCCAAACGGCCAUAAACCCAAAGUCAGCCAUGGUCACACUGCCCACAGUUCUCACAGCUCUCACAGCUCUCACACUCAUCUUCACAGCCACAGUAGCAAGCCACCAGGACUUGGGGCUACCUCCCUGGCACACAUGGCGGGGACCAUGCCAGGUGGCACAUCCCUGGGCAUCUCCAGGGCUGCUGAGACUGUCAUUGGCCACGGCUCAGCUACAAUGGGCCGCCCACUGGCGUACAGUUCCAAUACAAUUGCGUCCUCACAUGCGAUGGGGCUGGGGCUGAAGGGCUGGGACGGGACUGAGACGGUGGGCCGGAGGAAGACCUACGGGCACAAGAGGCCUCAGUGUACCAUCCUGGAACCGAACCAGCUCCACAGCACUAGAGGCCACAGCCACAGCCAACACUUCCUCCCCACACAGCCCUACUUUGUGACCAACAGCAAGACAGAGGUGACAGUGUGAGAGAGAAAGACAAGAAGAAAUAAAAAGAGAGGAACAGGAUGCAUGUGGAGUGGUGACACGAGUAAUCUCUGAGUGGAGAUACAGUACCAGCUCUUGAGAUGUUCAAACGUGCAGAUCUUCACGUGUGUUUGUGUGUAGAAGUCGAGGGUCGUUGGUUUACUGUGUCAGAGUGGUCCUUGUUUCACAAACAAAGUUCACGACGAAAUCUCUCUAAAAGACCUUUGCUGUCAAAAGGACGGCCCCCGAGUAGGUGGCAUCUGUAACCAUACUAACAAAGAGCCUACAGAGCAGGGAUGUCUUUACACUUGUGGUGAUAUUAGAAUGUUGUCUCACAGCUAAUAUCUACUCCAUAAUGAUACCGAUAUUGGAGAAUUACAGUGCGACUGCUCUCAGAUGGGAAACUGCUGAUAAAAAAAAUGGAUUGGUUUAACAAAUCAAACCUGAGAAGCAAUAUAAUGGAUCAGCUGUAGGCACAGAAGCAUCACGGGUAAUGAGAAAUACAGCAAUUACCCAUAAACCUCUUGACAGGAGGUGUGCUCACCUGUCCAGCAAAGUACUGAAGGGUUUGGAAGAAAAAACACUUCCUCGUGAUUCACACCCAAAUCUCCCGAGGGCUUUACAGCAGACACACACGAUGAGGGCCCUGGGCUUUGGACUGCAGACAUGAAGGCUUUGUACUGUGGCUUUUCACACGCACCUCCUUGAGCUGUGCGGCUGAAGGUCUCCCUUUUCCACAAGAAACUCCAGCACAGAGAGCGGAGGCUGUGGCACUGGUUUUAUUUUGUUCUGAUCUCGUCUGUGUGAUGACAGCUGACCCAGGGGAGGGAUAGGGAGGCCGGGACAAAGCAUCUGCAUGAUGAAAAUGCACACAUUCAGAAAUACACGGACACAUUUUCUCACGCAGAGUUACCACACAGUUGGGUUUUUAAUUAUUGAUGCCAGUGGAUUUAACUGGCAUCAAAAUUAAAUAGGUUUGAAAAUGCUCUUUUACGUGACACUUUUGACUUUUAGUAAUGGCAGCUACAUCAAAAAGACCAAUGUAAUCCAUGCACAGACAGGAAACAUCUUUAAGUUUUCCAAAAACAUUAAAUUGCACAUUUAAAAAACAUUUUAGACAACAUGCUAUGUGGUAUAUGAGAAGACUGAUGCCACCUCUACAUGUCUCUGUGUUAAAUUUAAUGCUAGAGGCAGCAGAUAAUUAACCUAGCCUAAAAAUAAAUAAAUAAAUAUAUGGAAUGAAUGUUAGAAACAGGAGGGGGAACCAUUAGCCCAGUUCUGUGCAAUCGAACAAUAAUGAAAUUGCCUUCAGGGACCUCAAAACAUCACUAAUUAAGAUGUUACAUCUACUUUAUUUAAGUAGAAAAAAAGAAACCUAAGAGUAAAACGGACAUCCUGUGGUUUUAAGUGGGGGGGUAUGUGUCAGACUAACUGUGAAAUAACUUCACACUAGGUUGCCAGGCAACAAACUGUUGAACUAUUCCUCUAAAAGAAUGAAUAAAUAGAGCAAAAAACCCAACCGUGUUCUAAUGUAGCCGUGGUGUGGAUGAUCACGCUGGAAGCAGACAAAAUGACUAAUUUAAUUUAGACUUUGUGUGUGUGUUCCUUUUUUCUGAGUGUGCAAAGAUGAGACAUGCCCAGACAUUUUUACAAAGUGGACCAAAUGUAAGAGUUUUGACCUCUCAUCGUGUUAGAGUUUACAGAGCUCUGGGAUUUAAAAAGUCCUAAAACUGCCACAAAAAGAGCGCAAAGAAGAAACACCUUGCUGUCGCCCGCGAGGCACUGCCACGAGAAGCUAGUCUCGAUCAGAUCACUAACUGUACUCAAGCUCCAGCUGAAAAAAAGAAACCCGGCACAACCAGCUGUAAGAAUCUAUCUGGGUUACAUGACUCAAACAUAAAAAUAAAUCCCCUUAAAUCUGGCAAAUAGGCCAAAUCUUCUAAGGGAUUCUCAAAGCCUAUUUGCUUGUUUUUUCCAUGUAAGAUAUAUUAGCAGCAGCAGCCACUGUUAUCAUGUAAAUCUUGUCUUCUAAAGUGCUUCAUCCACCUCUAUUAAUUCAGCGAAUUAAGAUGCUUUUUAAGUGAUCAGACUGCACUAAAAAUGAGAAGCAUUUGGCAGAAGCGUAAACACAGUUGACAGCAGACAGCAUCCCACUAACAAAGACAGAUUGUGAGGGCAUUUUUGGGUAGAGAACAAGGAAGAAAAAAAAAAACCAGGGGGUGUUUAAAGUAGGAAAACCUGAGAGGGAGAGGGCCACGUGACAAUCUUGUGAGAGUAAAGGAUAUGAAUAUCAACGUAUACCUGAGACAGUUUUUUGCAUCAGCUGCACUGCAAGCAGUUUGGGCACGUUAUGGAUGGAGGUGUAAAAUGAGAACCUAAUACUGCAGUAAUACUGCAGGUUCUAAGUCGGACAUGAGAAGAAACACCUAGGCCAGCUGAGCGCAUAGAUAAGGGGCUCUAUCAGGGAAUAUUUUCCCCCUCAUGCUGUGGAGCCCCCUGCUGCCUUCACGAUCACGUGACUGUAACCCGAGGCCAGAUUGAAGGCAUGGAACAGGAUUUAAUAAGUCAUCAGAGCAUUAAAAUGUGUCACCUACACACUUAACGCACGCGCGCACACACACGUGCGCACGCAUGUCGCGAACACAUUACAGGGUGGACUCUGCUUUCCUUGUGUUCCCACAGUGCCGAGCGGCAGGUGUCAUCACAGCAGAGAGACCAAGAGUCGGUACUGUUACUGCGCCUGUUGUACAUGAAAGACUGUGAAACUCCAGACCAUGGCCCUUUGUAGCGAUAACUGAUAUUAUGCUUUUUAUAUAUAAAUAUAUAUAAAUAUAUAUAUAUAUAUACAUAUAAAUUUACAUAGCCUUUCUCUCUUAAUCUAUUUCUUUUCAUCCUUUCCUCUUCUACACUUUUCCCCUCCUCUUAUCCUUUUCUCUGUCAGUCUAUGGAGAAAGACCUUCAGAGGAAAUAUGUGAGAGAAAACAAAAAUGGGGCUGCGAUGAAUCUUUUCUGUAACAACAAAGUUCAGGCACAGUAAGACAGACAGAUAAUAAGUUACCUUACCUUGAUAGACGUGAUUGGUUUUCCCGUGCACACUGUUCUCGCAGGAACUCCAAGUGAUCGAGUCUGCGAUUCCAGAAAAAAGUUAUUUUGUACAACUGCGUGUCCUGUUGAACACUGCACACAUUUCACUGUUCACAAAGUGUGUGUUUGUGUGUGUGUGUGUGUGUACAUCCAACCCUGGCUGAUGAUUUUGUGAUUAUUGUCUUUGAAGGAGUCAAAUUCAAACAAAGUCAUAUUUAAAAGGGAUUCAUAGGAAUACAAAUACAUAUAUUUGUGUUUGGUGAUGCUAUGCAGGAUCCCCCCCCUUACAUGUUCCUGUUUCCUGGCAGAUUGUGUUGUUUAGGACAGAGUUGAGAAACAGGUCAGUGUUUGCUGGACGUGCAUUAUCAGACCCAAUUGGCUUAAUCCAGCAAGGCAGAAAUGUGGAAAUGUGAACCCUCCAUGCAACCUCUUGCUGGCAAAUCUCUGAAACCUCAUCCAGCUCUGCGAAAGCAGCCAGCGGAACAAUUCGUAGGACGGUGGAAACAGUUGGCAAACAAAAAAGCAACCAACAAACCCCCCACCUCCCCCAUUGCUCAUUGUAACAGCCAAAUAAACCUGAUAUAAAGCAGGGAAUUUGUUUGAGCUGGCUGUGUCAUGGUUGAUAGGGUCAGGGCCACAGAUGAGUGGGUUCAGGAGGCAGUCAUGUCUGACAUUCCCCAUCAGACGAGUCAGCCAGACAAAAAAAUGCCAGAGCAGAAGGACACAGGUAGUCUGCAGGCUUAAAAAAAGAGUUCAUUUAUUAGUGCAAUUUUUUUUUACCGUCAGUACUGGCUUAACAUACUGCAAUAAUCUAUACUGUAUUAAAACUGCUGUAUAGGGAAAAGUAAUUCAGUGCAAAGUGUGGAAGUUUUCAUUAACUUGUGGGUUGAUGGUGCUGACCAACAGAAAGCUGCACAGUACAUCUUUUGCAUGGGAGUUGUACUCUCAUUUCAAAUUCUAAUCCUAAUAGGAAAUUGUGCAAAGGUAUUUCAAAGUAAAAUAUUUUACUCCCUUGCCAACUGCAUUCCCUACAUUUGUUUUAGACCUGCAAAUUUUCCCUGGUCUUGAUAGACUGCCAUUGUUACAGUAAACUACCUGUGUCAUCUGCUUUUUAUUAAUUAAUGCAUUGUUAGCGUUCUACCCAGCCUGCCCUGUAGGCCUGGUCGAAAGUUGUGCAGUGUGACAUCAUUGCUGCAUUAAACUCAUUUAUUGAUGAACUGACAGUAAACAGCAGCUGCCUCUCCCCUAGCCUGAAUUUGCCAGAUGUUUCUUCCUGUUUGAAGGGAGUUUUUCCUUCCCACUGUCACCAAGUACUUGUCUCGUGUCUUUACCUUAAAGUAUAAAGCACAUUUAGUGGACUGUUGUUGUGAUUUGGCCCUAUCUAAAUAAAAUAAAAAUGAAUUGAAUUGAUGCUAUCGUAUUGAAAGGAGCUAAAGGAAGAGCUGACAGGCAAGCAAAGAAUAACUUACCCACUUACAAAAUAACCUAGAAAAGUACUAGCAGCCACAAACUGAGUAUUAUAAGAGCUUGGGCCACACAUGCGUCACUGAAGGACAAAAGGAGGUGAAUGCGUCUGGGAUAUAAAAGUUGGGGAUUAAAGCCCUCCCUCCCCUCUCUUGUUUUCGGAGUUACCUUAAUAACAAGUUCUCCUGUUCAGCAGAGCAACCAGAGUUUUAGAUAGAAGCGCUCAGCAAAAUAUCUACAAAGGGUAUUCAGUAAGAGACAGAAGAGGAGCUGCACUGGGGCCUGUGGCCAGGGGGCUUUAUUAGUUCUCACUGUGGUCUUUAAUCACCAAAACCCAAAGAAAUGUGGGAAAGAGCUUUGAUGCUGCAACAGGGACUCCACAGUCCACAGAGGCGCACAAAGACAGAAGAGGGAAAUUAAUGUCAAUAGUUGGGAGAAGCUUUGAAUUAUUGAUACAGUAAAAAUGGUGGUGUAUGGCGCAUGAGUGCUAACAGCUGUGAAUCAAAGACAAUUUGUUGGAUCUCACACACACAAGCACACAUUCAUAUACACAAACUCUUCUUUCCAGUGUUUUGCGUUGCUCAAAUUAUCGAUUAUUACUGCGGCACAUGCAGCUCGAUAGAUUCUCGCAUCAAAAUCGGCUAUGUGUAUGCACUGGAACAUUGUGUUAGCUCCUUUGGGCUUUAUUUUUACACUGUGUCCUAUUUAAGCUGAAGAUGUGAAGCAUGGAUUGUUCUUGAUGUCAGUCUAAAUCAGGAAAACGCAGCUGUCUGUAUAUAUUAAUUUCUUAGUGGCAAAGUAGUAAAGAAAGACCGCCCCAACCCCACCCUUUAAUUAGAACAGAUAAAAACGCGACGUGCUUGUUUCACCGAAGAAAAGACAGAACAGGGUCGUCAAGACUGCAAAAUGGGAUAUGUACAGUUCAUCAGAAUGACAUAAAAGGGCUCAAACACAAGAUACGUUUUUCUCCACUCUUUAAUUUCUCUGCUCUUUACUGUUGUUAUUUGCUGGGCUUAGUAGUGUUGUAAACAUGACAGCUAAUGGAAAAGCAGCAUCUUUGUGACCAUACAUCCCGAGAUUACCGUGUUAUCAAAGACGGUUCUCGUCAACUAUGUUUACAACUUUGUAUAGCAUCAAUCCUUACGUGCAGUGUUUUCUCCACCUGGAGCUAUCUACUUAUGCACAGAAGCAGAGGAGAUGCGGUGUUUGUUGUCCAGUAACGCUCAACAUUUGUUUUAAAGUGGACCAAUUACGCUAUUCCUUAUUUUAUGUCAUGUAUAUACAAUUCUCAUAUUAAACCGGGGCCACGUAUCAAUUAAUGAGGACAGCAUAUGUGAAAGUAAUCCCUGUAAGCCAGCUUUUUUUUUGUUCUGUAUGACGUCAAGGAAAUCAAAUAUCUAGGGCUUACUGAGGGCCGAAAAGCCCCUCCCACCUGCUGUUGUUCUUUUUUUUGGGAGGGACAGCCAAUCAGAAGAAAGUUAGCUUAUAAGGGAGGCUGGCCUUAAAGAGACAGGCGCUAAAAAGGCUUGUUUCAAACAGUAGAUAAACUGGGGGCUCCUGUAUUAGCUGAGAAUCAGAUAUGUAUUGAUUAUUUGAGCUGUGAAUCAUGCUACUCUAGUGAAGUCCAAGAAUAAAUACAUGGAGCCUGAAAUGAGCACAGCAGACCGUUUUUUCUAUGGCUUGCGACUAUGGUGGAUUUCAUAUGUAGGGUUUUUAUCAGAAGGUAAUUUUAAAUAUAAUCUAAUUGCUAUUAGGAUUCAAAGAAAUACUUCAGUGACAGUGCAUUUAAAUGUAAUCUGCAUAGUGACUUCUGCUAGGGCCCAAAGUUAAAGGGUUUUCCAUCAGUUUUGAAGAUUCAACAAGUUAUUUGCAGUAAAACUAUGAUCCAUUAGUAUAUCCUUUUAUAGAAUAAGUCACUGAUUAACUCAUUUUAGUGUUAAUCAAGUAGUACAUACAAAGUUACCUGUAGGAGGUCCGGUUUUCUAUUUUUGAUGUCCAGACCAGUUUGUUGUACUUAUGCAUAUGUGUUUAUGGAUAAGUAGGGCCCCAACACUGCAUUUAUGCGUAACGUAAAGCAUAUUUUUUAAUGGUAGAGCCCCCAUCUCCCACUAUUGUUUGCAGAGUAGCUUAUAAUAUGCACCGUGAUGCCCCAUUGUCCUUUUACUGUUUACUGACUUUAUAAUUUGUGGAAUUAAGUUAUGAAGAAGCUGUAUUUUGGUACUAUUCAGAUAUUGUUAAGAAAAAAAAGAGAAAUAUAGCAGAUGUAUUGUCCCAGAAAUAUAUUACCAUAGUGUUGCUAUGACUGUCUAUUUUUUCUUUAUUUUUUUGCGGGGGGGAGGGGUUGAUAGGGAUAUUUUUGUUCUUCUUUUGUUGUUGAUUUGCCAUCUGACAGUACAGUAUAUCACCAUUGUUCUAUAUACGACUUUCUUACGUGGCAAUAAAAGAUGACUUCUGUAA
This is a messenger RNA of Neolamprologus brichardi, 9061 nucleotides long. It is a transcript of the gene shisa9a, whose product is annotated as shisa family member 9a. Lineage: Eukaryota; Metazoa; Chordata; Actinopteri; Cichliformes; Cichlidae. The record is from RefSeq and is a predicted model, not a curated record. Gene Ontology annotation, biological process: regulation of short-term neuronal synaptic plasticity; regulation of AMPA receptor activity. Gene Ontology annotation, cellular component: postsynaptic density; postsynaptic membrane; dendritic spine membrane.